Molecule: messenger RNA, 3196 nt
Organism: Microplitis demolitor
Lineage: Eukaryota; Metazoa; Arthropoda; Insecta; Hymenoptera; Braconidae
Gene: wmd
Product: serine-threonine kinase receptor-associated protein
Exons: 5
Coding region: 512-1504 (330 amino acids)
Biological process (GO): spliceosomal snRNP assembly
Cellular component (GO): SMN complex
Molecular function (GO): RNA binding; protein binding
Source: RefSeq, a predicted model, not a curated record
UAAUGAGGAUGUAUGAACAAACCAGUCCAAACGUUAUUGGUUAUUUGUAUUUGUAUACCUCACCCGAAAGUGUUAUUUCCCCAAGUACUUUAAGUUACACUACCACUAAACACUAACAAUAAAUUUAUUUACCGACAAUUCAAAAUAAAUAAAUAAAACAAUUAAUCACUUAAUAAUACGGCUUCAGCUUCAGUUAAUACUCAAUAGUGUCAAUAAUGUUCAUCAAUCAAUACAAUAACAUUUAUCCAAAACAGUGAUUACAUUACAUUAUAAUUUUACUUAAACCCAUAUUUAUUAUCAGUAAUUUUAAGCUGAUAAAUUAAAAUUGUUAGAUAUUUUUAAAAGCUCAAUUUUUAUAACUCGUUAUUAUUUUUAUUUAAAUUUAAAAUAUUUAAAUUUUAAGUAGGCAACAAAUUGUCAGUUAACCUUUACACUGGACUGAUUAUUUAUUGACAAGUGUUUAUUUUAUAUAUAUAUUUAUAUUUAUAUUAAUAAGAAGAAAUAUAAACAAAUGGCUAAUUUACGACAAACUCCGUUGACAUGCAGUGGACAUACCCGACCUGUUGUUCAUUUGGCAUUUUCUGAUAUCACAGACACUGGAUAUUAUUUAAUUUCAGCAUGCAAAGAUGGAAAGCCCAUGUUGAGACAAGGUGACACUGGAGACUGGAUCGGGACAUUUGAAGGCCACAAAGGAGCUGUAUGGGGAGUUGAUUUAAAUCGUCAAGCUACUCGUGCAGCCUCUGGUGCUGCUGAUUUCAAUGCUAAAGUCUGGGACGCUAUCAAGGGCGAAGAAAUUCAUUCAUUUCAACACAACCAUAUAGUCAAGUCGGUUGGCUUUAGCACUGACUCUAACAAUCUUUGCACAGGGUCAAAUGAAAAACUACUUCGUAUUUUUGAUCUCAAUAAACCUGAUUCGCCGCCUCAGGUUUUUUCAGGGCACACGAGUUUUAUAAAGCAAGUUAUGUUUUUCAAUGACAAUAAAUUGAUAGUAAGUUGUGCGGAUGAUAAAACUUUGAGAGUGUGGGAUCGAAGCAAUGGCCAAGAAGUCAGACGAAUUGACUUUCCGGCUCUUCCGAGCUCGAUGGAAGUUUCUAAGGAUGGAAAAAUAAUUACGACGACGCAUUCCAAUACUGUGUCAUUUUGGAAUAGCUUAGACUUAACGAAAAUACGUGAGUACACGAUUCCUACUCAAGUAAACAGUGUCAGUUUGCAUCCAGAUUGUUCGAUAUUUGUUUGUGGAGGUGAAGAUUUGAAAAUGUACAAAUUUGAUUACUCAACUGGUGUAGAAAUGGAAUCAUUCAAAGGACAUUUCGGACCAGUGCAUUGCGUAAGAUUUUCACCUGACGGUGAAUUAUACGCCAGCGGAUCCGAGGACGGUACUCUGAGACUUUGGCAAACGACUGUUGGAAAGACUUAUGGACUUUGGCGGUGUACUGAUCAAACUACUACCAUUCAAGAAAAUUCAUCAACUGUCAAUAAUAAACAUGAAGUAUCUGCCAGCUAAACUAAACCGUCCCUCAGUUUAUAUAAACAGAAUUAAAUAUUUUUUCUGUCACUAUACAAACUGAUAAUAAAUUAAAACCCGGCGAAUAUUUUAUGUAAAUAUGAGAUCUCAUAUAAUGUAUCAAUAUACUUAUCAACUAUCAUUACUCAUAUUGUAUGAAGCAAAUUCAAAAUUCAUUAAUUAUCAUAUGAAUAAGUAUCGAACAUUAUUUCAGGGGGGAAAGGGGUCCGAGAUACAAAAAGAAAGACCAUAUUUUUGUGAUUUUUUUUUCAGAGUACGUUCUUUAUUAAAAUUCUUAAAAUUUGUGACAUUAUUAAGCAUCAUUCUAAGAAUGUUCUACUAAAUUUUCAUUAAAAAAUAUUGAUAACUAAGCCAGUGGUAGUGGGGAGAGACGAGUCACCUGAAAUAAAAAAACCAAAAAGAUUUCUUUAGUACAUAAGUUUAUCUUGGAUUUGAAUGAAGGAAUAAACAAAAUAUUCAUUUUUGAAUUUUUGGCAAAGUAGCAAUCAAAAAACUCUGAUUUUUUGCCAAAAAUUGCUUCUUUUGUUUAAUUAAAAAAUAAGUAAUUAUUGAAAAAAAAAUCUUUCGUUCAAAUCUAAGAUAAACUUAUGUACUAAAGAUAUCUUUUCGGUUUUUUGAUUUCAGUCAUGAGUUAUCCUGCCUACGGCAUGGAGACUUUUUUUUCAAGGUGACUCGUCUCUCCCCACUACCACUGGCUUAUUUUUCAAUAUUUUUUUAUGAAAAUUUAGCAGAACAUUCUUGGAGUGAUGCUUAAUAAUGACACAAAUUAAAAAAAUUUUAAUAAAGAACGUACUCUGAAAAAAAAAAUCACAAAAAUAUGGUCUUUUUUUUUGUAUCUCAGACCAGCCUCCCUUUCAAGUGGCCGGCAUAUGGCCGAACGGUAGAUAGCCGGCACUAAAAUAUGAGAAGAAAAAAUAAAUUAUGAGAGAAUAGAGUUUACGAUAAAUAAUAAUAUAUUUAAAAUGUAAACUCUUCGACUUAUGGAAAAAUAAUAAUUAAGAAAUAAAUAAAAAUCUGAUUAAAAUUAUAAUAACAUAUAAUCAACAAUACAUAAAACACUUGUCAGAUAUAAUACAUUGAGUAAAAAAAGACAAUAAAAAAUAAUAAAAAUAAACAAUUAGCACAAUCAUGUCAAUUACACAAUUAAAAAAAAAAAAUUCUGCAUUUUCAUUACAAUUAGUGAUAUUUUUUUUUUUUUAACAUUAGAUUAGAAAAAUAAUUUUAAAUAUUAUAUAUAUACUAUAAAAAAUUUAGUCACCGUUAAUUUAAUUCUAAAUAUACAUUUUAUAGUCGAAUCCUUUUGUAUACACUCUAGAACGUGUCAUACUCAACUCAUUAAUACUUUUUAUUUUUUUGUUUUCAUGGCAUAACUUUUUUUAUUUUUGUUUUUAUGUUAUGAUUAACCAAUGACAGGGUAACAAGACCAAUAGCGGGUCAGCUAAGGUCAUUUUUUAAAUUUUUAGAAAAAUAUUCACCGAGAUAAGGAUUUUAAGAAAAAUUAUUAACAGUUUUUAUCAAUUAGUUGAACGAAAUUUUGUAAAUAAAUUUUAACUUAAAAAAUCUGGCCUUCCAAAUUCAAAUUGGUAUGAACAUAUUUGAUGAAAAUUUUAUAGAAGUUUAUUUUUAAAAUUUCGUUUAAUUCCUAAUUGAUAUCAAACGUAAAUAAUUUUU